Wyeomyia smithii (pitcher-plant mosquito) is the source of this 798-nucleotide messenger RNA. RefSeq lists its product as uncharacterized. The record is from RefSeq and is a predicted model, not a curated record. Bases 1 to 798 code for a protein of 265 amino acids. The transcript has a single exon. Gene Ontology annotation, molecular function: zinc ion binding; nucleic acid binding. NCBI's taxonomy places the organism in Eukaryota, Metazoa, Arthropoda, Insecta, Diptera, Culicidae.
AUGACUCAGAAACAGAAGAAACGUGGAAUUAUCAGGAACGAGAUACAGGAGAAGAUGUUUGCAAAGGAAGCGCGUCUGGAAGAAAACAAUGGACCACGCUACUUAAUACUGACUCGUACAGAUGAAGCUGAAACAAUGGAGAAGGUGUCGCCAUUUUUCAUUGAAAAGGCAAUUGAUCAAAUCACUCCCAACGUUACAAUUAGUCGGAUGCGAGAAGGGAAACUGAUGUUAAAGUCAGUGGAUAGACAACAGGCGGAAAAAUUGUUGAAACAAACAGUUCUGGGUGGAAAGUAUGGUAUCAAGAUCGAACAUACAACCCUCAAUUUUACGAAGGGAGUGAUAAACUGUCGCGACUUCAAGUACCUCAAAGAUGAUGAAAUCUUGGAAGAACUUAAAGCCAAACACGUGAUUGAAAUCAGACGGUUCAAGGAUCGCAUCAUGGACGGAAAAUCGAUACCAUCAUCUUCUUUCGUACUAACUUUCAACCUGGGACAACUACCAACAACUAUAAACAUCGGUUUCUACAACUGCAGAGUGAAACAGUAUGUUCCGUCUCCUUUGAGAUGCUUUAACUGCCUUCAGUUUGGCCACAGUAAAAAACGUUGCAGAGGAAACCGGAUCUGUGCUAAAUGCGCGAAUCUCUGCCACGAAGGAAGCUGUUCAACACUAGUAGUAUGUGUGAAUUGCCGUCAAGAACACCAUGCUCUUUCGAAGAAAUGCCCAAUUUACGAAGAUGAAUGUGAGAUCCAGAAACUAAGAGUAACUGAGAAGAUCUCCAUACGAGAAGCCCACCCGUAA